GUGUUGAAGGCAGUUUAUAUAAACUAAUAAAUAAUAACGGCUCCAUGGUGUGAUAAAUAAUACACAAGUUCAAGGAGUAGAUUCAUGGAAUAUCAAUCCAAGUAUGAAAAUUUGAAAAGAAAGUUGAAGAUACUGCUUUAUGAGCAGGAAAGUUUCAAAAAAGAUCUGGAGAAAUCUCAGCAUAAACUAUUGAGAGUAUCUCGAGACAAAUCGUUUUUACUGGACAGGUUGUUGUUAUAUGAACAAGUAUCUGAUGAUUCUUCAAGUGAUACAGAUGCCACAUUAUCAUCUGACUGUGACACUAGUUUUGUAACCAAGAAAAAGAAUGCAUCAACCCUUAUUAAAGGAGAAUUGGAAAGAAAUACAACCAAGAUUGAGGAAUCAUCUGGAACAACUUUGAUAGUCAAAUCUGAAAAUACUGCCCUAGAUGAACAUACCAAUGGUGUUCCUGAUAUCGAAAUCAAGCGGAAAGAGUUUUCAUCUACAACUGGUGACAUUGCACCACAUGCAAUGGAUGUUGAGGAAAGGAAGAAAACAACAGAAGAUACAGAUGAAUCUUGGUGCGACAUUGACCCAUGAGGUGUUGGUAAUAUGUGGAAAUGAUCAAAACUGCAGUUUGAGCAUUUGUGUUGGUAUUGGAAUCAAUACUAGCUACAUGUGUUCAUCCUGAUGGAUUCCUAUACUUCAUCUGGGCCGCAUGAGAAAGUGUGCUUGGCAUGCGAUGGUAUUAUCUUUAGCAAGAAUAUUCAUAUAAAAAUACAGUGUGUGAUGAUAUAAACAGUCUCUUUGUA
Messenger RNA from Styela clava, 791 nucleotides. RefSeq lists its product as uncharacterized. Gene Ontology annotation, cellular component: nucleus; Ino80 complex. NCBI's taxonomy places the organism in Eukaryota, Metazoa, Chordata, Ascidiacea, Stolidobranchia, Styelidae. Gene Ontology annotation, biological process: chromatin remodeling. The record is from RefSeq and is a predicted model, not a curated record.